Molecule: messenger RNA, 1053 nt
Organism: Branchiostoma floridae (Florida lancelet)
Lineage: Eukaryota; Metazoa; Chordata; Leptocardii; Amphioxiformes; Branchiostomatidae
Exons: 7
Coding region: 159-923 (254 amino acids)
Cellular component (GO): cytoplasm
Source: RefSeq, a predicted model, not a curated record
ACUGACCCGUCCCCAAUACAGGAUGACGCCGGCCUGUAUGGGAGCACCUCACAGGUAACAGUCUUACAGCUGACGUGGGGUGAGAUCUUCGAGCUCGGCUGACAGGGGAUAAGACACUUUAAGACAAGACAGGGGACAUCCUCCCUCUUCAAGACAUCAUGGCGCAGAAGAGAGGCUUCUUCUGUCUUCUCCUGCUCCUUGUAUCGGUGCUGUGUGCAGCGGGACAUGCUCAGGAUCAAGAAGACGAGAAGGAAUGGUUCACCAAGAAUUUCUGCGACGACGGCAAGCACAUGUUGGAGGUAGACUGGGACGGCUCUGACAUUGAGUACACCUGUCCGGGAAUGACGUGGCCUGACCUCUCCAAAAAGGAAGUUGACGUCCCUCCAAUCGAAGAAUGCGACGAAGUGAAGGAUAAGGCGUGGCACUCCUGCAUGGUGGAUGGGCCUAUUGUCUACCCAGACACAAUACCGACAAGUGGAAUGCAUCGUCCUGUCGCGCCUGCGUACGGCGAGUACAGCUACAUCCCGCCGCAGAGAUGGGUGCACGCUCUGGAGCACGGUGCGGCGGUGUUCCUGUACCACCCGUGUGCCAGUCCUGCGCAGGUGGAGAAGCUGAAACGACUGGCUCGCGGCUGUCUCAGGCGUCACAUCAUCACUCCUUACAGGAAGCUCGAACAGACCAGGCCUUUAGCCAUCGUGACUUGGGGCUGUAAGCUGCAGAUGCCGUUCGUGGAUGGUACGGCCGUGAAGUUUGUCCGGGAGCACGCCCUCCGAGCGCCGGAGCGCCGCAUGUGGAUGGACGGCCACUACAAGGAGAAGCUGCUCGUACCGUCAGACGUGGUCCCGGGCUCCGACAUCAACGAUGACCAGCUCUGUGUGGACUUAGUCCUUGAGCAAAUAGAUGGUGAUCUGGACUUCUCUUGAUGUAUGACAGUAGGCGUACUGUAUCCAGUUCUUGUCAGAGCUUUUAACCACCUUGGUGAGAGAGACAACUUGACAUCCUGUAGCUAGCUCCAAGGGGAAAGAAAAACAUCUCCAGACAUUUGAUGGUCAA